AAAGUUACAAGAAAAUAGGCUUCAAUUCGAUGAGUUUAAACAAUUCAAGUGCCUUUUCUGUUAUACACUGCAAUAUUUUCGAAUUUACAACGAACGCGAGCGAUUGGUGCCCAGUGAAAGUGAAGCUGAAUGCAUUUCCAUAUCCAUGUCCGCGGCAGCCGCACCAACAACAAAACCGAAGCGAAAGAAAAGUGAAAUUUGAGAAAAGCGAAUAGCGCACGGCUAGUCAGUAGCCAGCAAUAUAAUAAUGGAAAAUCUAAAAAUCAGUGAAAAGUUGUUCGAGGAUGUGAUCUACUUUGUGCUGGGCAGCCUAGAGGAUGAGACCGAGAGAUUGCUGAAGAACGGCGGCGCCCAGGCGAAACUUUACCUCUCGGACCAAAUCACGCAUUUGAUAUGCGCCAGCAAUUAUACGGACGAUGAGCUAUCGAUGAAUCUGGAUCUCUACAAUGUGAUACCUGUCAGCGAGCAAUGGAUACUGCACAGCGCCAAACUUGGACGCAAGGCAUCGACGCGUGCCUUCGAUCCAAGCCAGCCGCGUUUAUUGCGCGGCAUACGCGUUGCCAUCACCAAUGUGGUUGCUAGCGAUCGGCGGCGUCUAUAUGCGAUGCUUACGUAUCACGGCGCCGUUGUCACCCACACGCAUGGUGCGACCAAUACGCAUCUGGUAUGCGGCGCCGCCACCGGCAACAUUUACAGUAAAGCGCUGGCGGUGCCCAAGAAUGCAAUGAACAUUGUCACUCCCGAUUGGGUGACCGAUUGUCUCAAAUUCAAGAGCUGCCUGCCCUGUGAACCUUAUCAUCCCCGUCUGCUUAAGCCCAUCGAGAAACAACGCGCCCAAAAGCAACAGCAACAAAAUCUGCAACAACAACAACAACAGCAGCAACAACAACAGCAACUAUUGUUGCAGCAACAACAACAGCAGUUGGCACAACAGCAGCAGCAACAACAACAGCAACAUUUGGUACAACAAUUACCACUACAACAACAGCAGCAACAACAACAACAACCGGUUUCUACUCAGCUAUCUGAUAUCCUAGGCUUCGGGGACGACAGCGCUGCGAAGAGCAUUGCCAGCAUCAAAUCCCAGCUGCAGGCAUCGGCAGAGCGUGCUGCUGCCGAACAGCAACAGCAACAUCAACAGUUGCAGCAACAACAACAGCAGCAACAAUUGCCGCAGCCAGCGCAACAACAAGUGGUCUUUGUGCGGCCACGUAACAUGCAACAGCAGCAACAAUUGCAACAGCAACUGCAGCAGGGUGCACCACAGGCACCACCACCACCGCCGCCGCCUGCCCAGCAGCAGCAGCAACAAAUUAUUAUACAGCAGCAGAAGAUCAUACCAGCCAACCUACAGCAGCAACAACAACAGAUCAAAAACAUUUUGCAGCAGCAGCGUCAGAUGAAAAACACACAACAGCAGCAACAACAACAAAUUCAGCUUAUGCACCAACAAGAUCAGCAACAGCAGCAACUAUUGUUGCAGCAACAGCAGCAGCCGCGUCUGCCAACCACGCCCACCAUGCCGCAGGCGCCGAUGGCAACUGGUCGACAAACGCCGCGCAUGCCACAGCCGGCAACAACACCACAGCCCGUACAAUCACCGCAGCAACAGUUGCCACAGCAGCAGCAACAAGUGCAGCAGCAGGUUGCCCAACAAGUGCCGCAGCAGCAACAGUCGGUUCCAGUGCCGCCGCAAAUUCUGCAUCAGCAUUUGAUGAGCAAGCAGCAGAUGUUGCAGCAGCAGCAAAUGCAACUGCAUCAGCAAAUACAGAACGGUCAGAGUCUGACGCCUCAGCAACAGGCGCAGCAACGCCAGAUACAGCAGCAGCAACAGCAAUUACUGCAGCAGCAACAACAGCUCCAAAUGCAAAUGCAACAGAUGCAGCAACAGCAGCAGCAACAACAGCAACCGCAGCAGCAAUCACCCCGAAUGGUUCAAAAUCGUUCGCCAGUAAUGCCACCUGGGACGCCAUCGCCUUCGCUGCAGCAGCAACAGCAUGUGGCUGCCAGCAAUAUGUUGCCGCCACAGUCACCGCGACAAUUGCAAUCGCCAGCACCACAAAUGACGCCACCACCGCCGCCCUCGCCACAGAGUGCACAACAACAUUUGCGACAACAGCAGCAGCAGCAGUUGCAACAGAGUCGCCAGCAACAACAGCAGCAGCAUAUGAUGGGCUCUCCCCAGCAACAGCCACCACCGCCCGCCAUGAUGUCUCCCCAACAGCAACCCUUCCAGCAGCCGGUGCAUCAGCAACAGCGCAUGCAGCUGCAACAGCAACAACAGCAACUUGCCCAGCAACAGCAGCAGCAACAACAAAGUCCUCAGCAUAUUUCAGCGCCACAAUCUCCGCAGAUAUCACAAACGCCGCCGAUGCAAACCAAGCCACAGCAGCAGCCACCAGCACAGCUACUGCAGCAGCAACAGCAGCAACAACAACAGCAGCAGCAACAAUCCUUUGUGCAGCCCAUAGAUCCAACGGAUCCAGUUCAAGUGGCUCAAGUACUCAGUCGCUCCACGUUAAGCAGCAAUCAGGAUUCGCUGAUAAUGCGCCAACAGCAGCUAAAGCAACAACAACUGCAACAACAACAGCAGCAGCAACAACAACAACAGCAGCAACAACAGCAGCAGCAGCAACAACAAAUGCCACCACAACAACACACACCAUCACCGCGACAAUCACCUUUGCAUCAGCAGCAACCUCCACAACAACAACAACAAGCAACACCAGAAAGGGCCCUUCAGCAACAACAGCAACCACAGCAGCAACAGUCACCACAAAUACUGCAACAGCUUGGACCUGGGCAACAACAACAGCAGCAGCAACAGGUAAUAACGCAGCGACAUGUGAUAAACACAUCGACGGCGCAAGGACAGCAGAUAAUACAGAGUCAUAUGAUGAGCAUACAGCAGCAGCAGCAACAGCAAAAACAGCAGCAAAUGUUGCAGUUGCAACAACAGCAACAGCAGAUGUUACCUCAGCAGCAGCCGCAACAACAGCAACAGCAACUACAACCACAGCAACAACAACAGCAGCUGCCACUGCAGCAGCAGCAGCAACAACAACCAGUACAAUUUACGCAGCAGGUGCGCAUUAUACAGCAAACCAUACAGCAACCGCCACAGCAACAACAGUUGCUGGGACAACAAUUUGCACAGCAACAACAACCACCACAACAACAACAACAGCCACCGCAGCAGCAGCAAGUAUUGACUCAACAGCCGCAGCAACAUACAAUGCAACAACAACAACAGCAACAACCACCACCAGCCAUGCAGACCAAAAAGUUCAUCAUAAGUCAGCAGCAAUUCAGUCAGCUCAGCGUGCAGCAGCAGCAACAGAUUCUGGCUCAGAAUCAGCAGAACCAAAAUGUGUUCAUUGUGAACUCCACAAACCUGUCACAGCAGCAGCAACAACAACAGCAGCAGCUUGUGCAACAGCGUCAACUAUUGCAACAGCAGCAGCAGCAACAACAGCUGCCACCAAAUCAGAUGAUGUUACAGCAGCAGCAAUCACAACAGCAGCAGCAGGCACCUGUACAAAUGCAACAGCAACUGCUCACACAGCAGCAGCAGCAGCAGCAACAACAGCGAUUGCAGAUGCAGCAGCAGCAACCACCACAACAGCAGCAACAAAUACUGAUAAAUCAACAAGUCAUCAGUGAUCCACAGCGUUUGCAAUACUUGCAGCAGCAGCAAUUGCUGCAGCAGAAGCAACAGCAGCAGCAACAACAGCAACAGCUUGUUGGUCCGCCACAGCAACAGCAGCAGAUACUCAUACAACAGCAACAGCCAGGUACGCAGCAGCAGCAACAGCAGCAAGCGCCUCAGCAAAUCAUGCAACAGGUGCUAAUAAAGCAACAGCAAGUGACACAGCGCACACCGCCGCCACAGUCGCCACAGCAACAGCAGCAACAGUUGAUGCUGCAGCAACAGUCGCCACAGCAUCAUACACAGCUGCAACAACAACAACAGCAGCAGCAGCAGGCGGCGCAUUGGUCACCCCAAAGUCCCGUGACCAAUCAACAACAAAUGCCGCCAACAACGCCCGGCACGCCCACCUCCACCAGCAUGGGCAUGCCAUCGCCGUUGCCGGGCACGCCGACAACACCACAGCAGCAACAGCAACAGGCACCACAAUUUUUGCCGCGCGGAAUGCGGCCACAAACACCUUGGCCGGCACAACAGCAGCCGCCGCCAACACAACAGCAGCAGCAACAACCACAGCAGCAGCAGCAACAACAACAACAACUUGUGCUGCCGCCACCGCAGCAACAACAGCAGCAGCAACAGCGUCAAGUCAUUCAGCUGGAUGAGAAGACGCAUGCGCAUUUCAUGUCGCUGGACGCGCACAAGCGGGCCGAGUACAUAACGAAGCUCAACCAGAACAAGCCACGUGUCAUGCUGCGCCAGCAGGUUGCCUAUCAGCCGCGGCCCGGCGCACCAGGCAGCGUGGUGUCUGCCACACGUGCGCCCGGUCCCGUGCCACAUGCCACAUCGCACAUCAUUGUUCAGAGCCAAAUGCCGGGUGGACUAACGCAACAGGAGCAAAUGCUCUGGCUGCAGCAGCAGGGCACACGUCAGGUGGUGGUGCGUGCGAGUGGUGCACCCGGUCUCAGUCCGAUUACACAACAACAACAACAACAGCAGCAGCAACAACAACCUGGCGCUGCACCGCAACAACUACCUCAGCAGCAGCAGCAACCAGUUGGUCAACCGUUUAAUCCGAAUGAUCCCAGUCAGCAAAUGUUGAUGCAGCGUCAACAGUUGCGUGUGCAACAAAUACCCAUGCAACAGGCGCCGGCGCCACAGCAACUGGGCAAACAGACGGUGCAGCUAAUCACCGGUCCGAAUGGUCAACUCAUCGAGCAGCAGACGAUUGUGCAGCCGCAAUCCACACCGGGCACGCCCACCACGCCGGGCACGGGUCCAACAGGUGGCAACAUUAUGACGCAAACGUUAGUCAUGUCCGCAGCGGCAGCAACCGAUGGACAGCAGCAGCAACAACAGCAGACGCCGCAGCAGAUGAACCUGAAGACAAAAACAGCGUUGGCCAACAUGCUGAGCAAUCGACUGGGCAACAAUGGGGCACAAGCGACGCCGCAACAACAACAGCAACAAGUGAUAUCCAUGAACGAUGUACAGCAACAACAACAGCAGCAACAGCAAAUUGUGCAACAAGUUGUUGUUAGCGGUGCUCCACAACAGCAGCAGCAGCAGCAACAACAGCUGCUACUCCAACAGCAGCAGCAGCAACAACAGCAGCAGUUGGUUGCCGCACAGCAGCAACAGUUGCCGUCGGUGCCGCAGCAACACGUGGAGCCACCAUCCGCUGCUGGCGCACUACGCAUGAUGGGUCAGCAACACAAUGCUGCUGUCGGUGUGCCUGGUCCGCCACGCACACAACAGGAGCUGAUGCUGCUGCAGCAGCAACAACAACAGCAACAACAAUUGCUGCAGCAGCAGGCGCAGCAAAUGCGACGUGUUGUCGGCGUGCCACAGCAGCAAAUACCGCAACAACAUUUGGUGCAGCAGCAAAUUGUGGUGGCACCGCCGCCCAACAUGCAACAGCAGCAGCAACAGUUGCCAGUGGGCGUGCCCGUGCAAGUGGGGGGACCACCACAUGUCUAUAUGCAAGUGCGUCCCGGCCAGCCACCGAUACCGAUGCCGCCACGUCCCCAGUUCUAUGGACACAAUCCGAAUUUGAAGUUGCCAGCAGAUCUGUUCCUGGUCGGUUGCACCUUUUUCAUUGUGGAAUACGAUGAGACGGACAGCGAUGAGCUUCCCAUUUGGCUGGACACAAUCCGUCAGUUUGGUGGCGACAUCGAGCGUGUCUACUGCGCCCGCGUCACGCACGUCAUCUGCCGCACCCAGCGGCACGGCAUGGUGAUGCAAGCGCUGCGCGAUGCCAAGCGUUGUGUGACCGCCUAUUGGUUAAGUGAUAUCUGCUUGAAGCGACAACUGAUGCCACCGUGGCAACCACUCCACUUGCCCUUCCCCAGCCAGUUUGGCUAUCGUAAACCGCUGGAACGUUACAUAAUCACCUCGGAGGGAUUUGAGGGUGAGGAAGUUGUGCGCUUGCAACAAAUGGCCGAGGAAUGUGGCGCCAUUUAUACCUCGUAUCUGUCGAAAGUGAAUACGUUGGUCGUCUGCAAACAGUUGGAGGGCAACAAGUUCAAUGCGGCCAAGGAGUGGAGUAUACCCAUGGUGAAUGCCCUGUGGCUCAGUGAUGUCUGCAUCGGCAAUCUGAGCGGACUCACCCACUACGAGAAUCCGAAAUAUCAACAGUACCCAGUACCAACACCAUUCCGCAUCGAAUGCAAUUUGGUGCAGCAUUUGCUUGCUGCUUGGAAGGCGCCCAUUAAUCUAACCCAGGAUGCGCACGAACGUGUAAAGCGUCAUCUCUCAGAUCCGUAUGCGCACGAGCAGAAGCUCAAGCGACAGAAACUAAUCUACCAGGAGCAUCUGCCGGAACCGAUUGUCUGCAUUGAGUAUCCGCAAACGACAAAACCGCCCAAGGUCAUCUUCUCGCAGGUCGCCGAUGCCGAGGCGCUCAAAAAGGCCGUCGAACGCCUGGGCGGCAUUGUUGUUGAUAGUCCCGUGGAUGCGACGCAUUUGGUCAUGACGCGCGAGAGUCGCACCUGCAAACUGAUCCAGGCCUGCUGCCACGUGGACUAUGUGCUCAAGUCCAGCUGGCUGGUGGAUAGCGCCAAAGCGGGCAAAUUUAUGCCGCCCGAUCAUUAUCGCAUCCAGCACAUACCCGUCGACGAGAAUCUGCAAUUCGAUCUGGAUGCAGUGCUUUGUGCCCCAACGCGUGCCACACUCUUCGCCGGCCGAUGUUUCUAUGUGACGCCCGAUGUGUUUCCCGCACGCGAUGAAAUCGUACGCAUGAUUGAAUCCUCCGGCGGCAAGGUGGAGCUGAAGCGUCGCAGUGGUGCUGCCAUUGCUGACGCACAUCUGCAGGCACCGGACUCGUACAUCAUUGUUACCUGCCCCACGGAUAUGCAUCUGUGCGCGGAUCUAACGCGCCACGGCAAUCCCAAGUGCCAUAUUGUCUCCACGGAGUUUGUGAUGAGCUCGAUUCUGCGGCAACAGCUCGAAAUCGAACCAAAUCUGAUACAUUAUCUGUACAACAACAAUAACAUUUCCAAUAGCAGCAGCAGCAACAGCAACAUUAACAACAGCAGUAACAACAACAACAACACCAAUAGUAACUGCAACAAAUCCUAGCGACAAGCUCUGUUUUUCUUUCUGCUGUUGAAAGCUUGACACUGAGCUCAAGUCAAUUUUGAUUGAUCGAUUGAUUGAUUGAUUGAUUGAAUUGUUUGUUAUACUUAAAUCUAGAUUACUAGAUUAUGCUAGCAGCCCAAGAUAUUUUCAUCGAAUCUAGUCCACACAUUGAAUUUGUUGAAAAUUGGGCAUUAAUAACCAAGUUGUUCGAGGUCGAUAUACACACAUAUAUAUUAUAGAUAGGAUAAAACAGAUCAGCUUCAAGUCAUAGAACCGAUCUAUGUAGCUAGUAACAUUCUAUAUAUAAAACUAGUUUGUAAGCACAAAAGUACACUUUUGAUAUAUGAAUAUAUAUAAAUUUAUAUAUAUAGGUUAGGUUAUAUCGGCUGUCAGCCCGAUGGGCUGACACACUUAGGCCAUAUUUGGCCCGUUGUGAUACCGAAUGGGAUCCAGGGAUUUUCUCCUGCAAUCGUGCCUCCAAAGCAUUCCAACGAGUCAAACAUUUGCCCAGCCAGAUGCGUUAAUGAAUUUCGCUAUCUUGUGCGGUCUCAUAUGUCGGAGCUCCGAUAAACCAGUUAGGAGUAGUAGUUUCCCAGGAUUGCCAGCCUUUUCCUGACAAGUGCUGGGCAGAGGCAGAAGAAGUGUUCCGGGGAUUCCACCUCCUUCCUCCUCUUUGCAACUUCUGCAAACGUCUGUUGGCAUGAAUGCCGACCAUCCAGUGCCCCGUUAGAGCGCGGAUCACUGCAGAACAGUUUGUCUGACUUAGACUGCACAGCUCUUUGCUGCGCUUAGAGUUGAUGAUUGGCCAUGUCUGGUGUGCUAUGCUGGCACAGGUGGCAUUUUGCCAUUUUCUGCAUGACCUACGCCUGUACUCCUCCUUGAUAUUGAGCUUACAGGUAGCUAGAGGCAUACUUAUACCUUCCUUGUCCAGUUAUGGCUGCCGGAGUGACGUUGUCAGAGGCGCCCUCAAUGUCGAGGAACGCUAUUAGGGUGUACUCCUUAUGGAGUAAAGAUUUCUCUAUAAUAGAGACCACAGAGUGAAGGGCAGUAUCUGUGGAUCUGCCCUUCCUGUAGGCAUGUUGGGACUCCGUCAUAAGCCUGGGGUCAAUGGAUGAAGAUUUCAUGUAGCCAGUUUAUGGCUGUAUUGCCCGCCUUGUGUAGUUGGACUGGGCUUAUCUGAUUUGGGCCUGGGGAUUUGAACGGUGUGAAGCUGCCCACUUUAUGUUACCUUUGUGUAUAAGAGACUUUAAAGGAUGUCCAGUGACUCUUCACUGGAGACCGUCCAUGAGUUGUCAUCCUUUUUCAGAUAACCUAGUGUGGGUGUGGUUUUUGAUAAAACUUUUCUAAGCCUUGCAGCUUCAGUAGUUGAAUCAAUACCUGUGCAAAAAUCUCCAAGAUUUCCUUUUUUCCCGUCUGGUGCAGGUGCGUUUUUUACCUUCAUUUCCAGCUACUAAAAGCUUAUAAUCUUUAUUACCUAGUCCGCAUACCUUUCCUCCAAUCACCCAAGGUUCUUGGACUAGUAUUAUGUCGUCUCCGCCUCUAGCUAAGCGAAGCAUUAGAGCAGCGGAUGGUGCUUUACUGUGGUGAAGGUUAAUCUGCCGUAGUCUCAAGGACAUCCAAGGAUUCCACCCUCACCACCGUGUUGUUGCUGUCGUGUUACCCUGGUACCAGCCGGCAUCGCUACAUACCGGUGGUGGCCCAGGCACCUUGUUCAGCAUUUUCAAGCAGUGGACAGCGAGGACUCCUUCCACCCACUUCCUCUGAUUCCUCGGUAUUCUGCCGUUCUUAUUGCCCUUGUCAAGGAUCCCUAUCAGGAUUUCUGGCAGGUUGGCUGCACAAGUGCUUUGUCUUCCUACCACGGAGUUGGAUGGAUCGGGAUCUUACCAGUUGCACCCUCACCACUGCACCGCACAAACAGGCUUUUCCGCCACUUUUGUCGUGUUGCCGCUUUGGCCAGGCUUACGAGCCACUGCCUCCGCUACAUGUCUGGGGUUGCUCCCUGCCGGUUUUGUGAGAGUACCGGGCUCCUUAUGAUUUUUUUUAAUAGAAUUGGAAUGCAUUGUGAUUACCACGAGUUGCGGAGAAAGGAAUGAUUAAUAUCGGAGGUCGCCAGGUAUCCGAUAUGCUCCGUAGAAGACUGGGCUAUUUCUGGGCCCCCAGCCUGGCUGACUAUCGGCACGGGUCGCAUUACACCUUAGUUCGGCCCAUUACCUCGAACCAUGACUCGGUCCUUUCCCAGGGACAAGAAACAGUUCAUGUCCGAGGUUCAGGGCACGAGUCUUAGAUAGCAUCGGUACCUUGCAGGACUACUGUAAUGCUAUUACCAGUCGGCACCCUCGUGGAGGGUUCAGUUGAGGAAUUUUUGCCAACCUCUAUAUAUAUUAUAUAUAUUUUUGUAAGUUGAUGUCGAUUUAAGUGCAUAUAGUUAACUUAAGAGUAUACGAAUCGUUUCACAGAAAUUGCAAUCGGCUGGCUAUUAGAAUUUUAAGCACCCUUUUGAAUUGGAUAUAGUCAAUAUUGUCCAAAAUCAAACAACCCCAAAAAGAAAUUUUAGUUAGGCACACUAUGAAAAAAACAAAUAAAGCUUAUGUUAAAUAUAUAAAAACAGUGAAA
Drosophila grimshawi is the source of this 9841-nucleotide messenger RNA. RefSeq names its product PAX-interacting protein 1 (gene Ptip). Bases 248 to 7228 code for a protein of 2326 amino acids. The record is from RefSeq and is a predicted model, not a curated record. The transcript is spliced from 7 exons. NCBI's taxonomy places the organism in Eukaryota, Metazoa, Arthropoda, Insecta, Diptera, Drosophilidae. Gene Ontology annotation, cellular component: MLL3/4 complex.